AACCUACGUAGGUGGAAACUAAUUCACGAACGAGUUAAAAGUUGCCACUUAUGUUUUACAGUUCUAAACCACAAACAUAUCGUUUUCUUUGAAACUUGACAAUUUACCGACCUUCCUCGUGUUAGGGAUGAAUCAUGCCUACCGUUUCCUCUCAAUGCGUUUUCAUCUUGCUGUCCUCUCUGAUAACAAGGGCUAAUUGUUCUUCAGACAUCAACGAAUGCCAAUCUCUAGCAGAUGCUUGCCACAAAGAUGCGUAUUGCAGCAACUAUCAUGGCGGCUAUAAAUGUACUUGUGUGUCCGGAUACUCUGGUAAUGGCACGGUAUGUAUAGCUCCAGAGAAGUGCCAAGCUCAACUGGACCUCAUUUUUUUACUCGACGCAUCGGGGAGUGUUGGAGAAGACAAUUACGUUAAAGAAAAAGAAUUCAUUAAGACUGUGACAAGCAGAUAUGAACUAGGGACAACCAGCCAAGCUGCUGUUAUUGCAUUUAGUACUAACGUUUUCAACGCAGUCCCGCUGGGCUCGAAGAACACAACGUUGUCGUUCGCUUCGGCGGUGGACAAUAUCCCGUAUUUUAACGGGCAUACCCGUAUUGACCUCGCACUUCGUCUAGCUUAUGAUAAGUAUUUUUCAUCAGAAGACACGAACGAAACUCAGAAACUAGUGAUAUUGUUGACUGAUGGAAAACAAACUCAUUCCUAUUCUUACAUUCCAAUAGAGGAUACAGUACAGCUCCUUCGUUCAAAAGCUGCUCGUAUCUAUGCUGUUACUAUUGGGAGUAAUAUUGACAUGAGAGCGAUGAGGGCUGUUACUGAGGAAGACGACGAUAUAUUUCAAGCCUCUGAAUUCAACGAUUUGGUAGCAAAGGCCGACACAAUAUCCAAGACAUCAUGUGUCGACGCUCUCCAGACCCAAGGAAUCACGUUUUGUAGUAUUGAUCCAGAAAUGACAAAUUGUGAAUUUCCAGCGCAUUGCGUCAACAUGAGUACCGGUGUUUCGUGUAUGUGCAGCGAUGGCUACGUUGGUGAUCCACACCAGUGUGAAGACGUGAAUGAAUGUACCGAUGGUUCACAUGACUGCCCCGUCAAUGCCUACUGUGUCAACAUCCCAGGCUCGUACAACUGUUCAUGUAACCAGUCAGGAUACAGUUAUAACGGCAGCAUGAGUGUAGCUCCAGAGAAGUGCCAAGCUCAACUGGACCUCAUUUUUUUACUCGACGCAUCGGGGAGUGUUGGAGAAGACAAUUACGUUAAAGAAAAAGAAUUCAUUAAGACUGUGACAAGCAGAUAUGAACUAGGGACAACCAGCCAAGCUGCUGUUAUUGCAUUUAGUACUAACGUUUUCAACGCAGUCCCGCUGGGCUCGAAGAACACAACGUUGUCGUUCGCUUCGGCGGUGGACAAUAUCCCGUAUUUUAACGGGCAUACCCGUAUUGACCUCGCACUUCGUCUAGCUUAUGAUAAGUAUUUUUCAUCAGAAGACACGAACGAAACUCAGAAACUAGUGAUAUUGUUGACUGAUGGAAAACAAACUCAUUCCUAUUCUUACAUUCCAAUAGAGGAUACAGUACAGCUCCUUCGUUCAAAAGCUGCUCGUAUCUAUGCUGUUACUAUUGGGAGUAAUAUUGACAUGAGAGCGAUGAGGGCUGUUACUGAGGAAGACGACGAUAUAUUUCAAGCCUCUGAAUUCAACGAUUUGGUAGCAAAGGCCGACACAAUAUCCAAGACAUCAUGUGUCGACGCUCUCCAGACCCAAGGAAUCACGUUUUGUAGUAUUGAUCCAGAAAUGACAAAUUGUGAAUUUCCAGCGCAUUGCGUCAACAUGAGUACCGGUGUUUCGUGUAUGUGCAGCGAUGGCUACGUUGGUGAUCCACACCAGUGUGAAGACGUGAAUGAAUGUACCGAUGGUUCACAUGACUGCCCCGUCAAUGCCUACUGUGUCAACAUCCCAGGCUCGUACAACUGUUCAUGUAACCAGUCAGGAUACAGUUAUAACGGCAGCAUGAGUGUAGGUAUGUAAAGUCUGUAUUUCCAAUGCUUGAGCAGCGAUACCUCUAACAGUGAAAGCAUUUCAAGAAGAGCAAUUGCAAAAAACAACAUAAAACUAAACGAAAUAGGAUAAAACAGCAAGCAGAGAGAGUCGAACUGUUUUAAAUUAGUCAGAUAAGCCUUGGAAAAUGUACUUCUACUACAUUGCAUUUCUGGUCUAUAUAAUAUGUAAUUUAAUCCACCUGCUAUAGUCAAUAAAAUUUUUCAGGUCAAUUAAAAAUUAGUGAAAUAAUAUUUCGGGGAUCUUCGGGGUUAAAAAAGCAAGCUUAUCCAUGCUUGCUGGAUCUCCUGCAUUAAUCAAGUA
Messenger RNA from Orbicella faveolata, 2351 nucleotides. RefSeq lists its product as uncharacterized. The record is from RefSeq and is a predicted model, not a curated record. Gene Ontology annotation, molecular function: calcium ion binding. Lineage: Eukaryota; Metazoa; Cnidaria; Anthozoa; Scleractinia; Merulinidae.